Molecule: messenger RNA, 1720 nt
Organism: Lytechinus variegatus (green sea urchin)
Lineage: Eukaryota; Metazoa; Echinodermata; Echinoidea; Temnopleuroida; Toxopneustidae
Product: b(0,+)-type amino acid transporter 1-like
Exons: 11
Coding region: 67-1623 (518 amino acids)
Biological process (GO): amino acid transmembrane transport
Cellular component (GO): membrane
Molecular function (GO): L-amino acid transmembrane transporter activity
Source: RefSeq, a predicted model, not a curated record
UUCUGAGGUGAGACCAGUCAGUCAGGUCUAUUGGAAAGUAAUUGAUCUCGCAAAGCUGGUAGGAAGAUGGAGGUCGGAGACAAGAACCGGCAUCGGACUGGUACGAUUCUCAGUGUAUUAUCGGCUAAACUGAAGAGGAAGAACAGUGGCCAAGUCACGUUGUCCAGGAGAUUAGGACUUGGUAGCACUGUAUCCCUUCUCAUUGGUAUAAUGAUCGGUACGGGAAUCUUUGUGGCACCCCGAGGUGUCCUGAGCUACACCGGAAGCUUUGGCGCUAGUCUCUUAGUAUGGUUUCUCUGCGGUCUCAUUGCUAUGAUAGGUGCCCUUAUUUUCUCAGAGCUUGCUUUGAUGUUCCCCAAGUCCGGCGGGGACCACACUUAUCUCCAGGAGACCUACGGCGAUGUAUUAGCCUUCCUGCAUGGGUGGGGUGCCGUGCUGGUUGUCCGACCUAUGAUGUUAGCAAUCGUUAGUAUAGUGUUGGGUGAAUAUAUCAUCUAUCCAUACUUCGAUGACAUGUGCUAUCGGGAUGAAAAGAUGGUCAAACUACACGCGGCUACAUUCAUUAUUUUCAUGAUGCUAGUGCAUGGUUCUGGAUUAAAGCUCAUAUCAAAACUUCAAGUAGUAUUCACCAGCAUCAAGGUCGUUACACUCUUGCUCAUCAUCAUCAACGGCAUGAUCAACAUCUCAAUGGGGUACACGGAUUACUUGGAUGUGAAUACGUCAUUUGAGGGGACAAAUAAGAAUGCCUUUGCUUUCGGGAUGGCCUUUUAUCAAGGAAUGUUUGCUUAUGAAGGAUGGAACUCUUUAACUUACACAAUGGAAGAAAUGAAAGACCCUGCUAAAACUUUACCAAGAGCCAUAAUGAUUGCCAUGCCGACAAUUACAGUUCUCUACAUAUUGGUUAAUAUUUCUUAUUACACCGUACUAAGUCCGCAACAAGUCCUUAUGGACGAAGCAAUCGCCACGACAUUCUCAUCAUUCACACUGUAUGGGAAAGGCAUUUUACAAAGGUCUUUACCAUUUCUUGUUUGCUGUGCUGCAUUUGGGACAGCUAAUGGUCUUUGUUAUACAUAUUCUAGAAUGGCUGUUGCUCUUGGUAGAGAAGGUCACAUGCCUCAGAUUGUAGGCAUGGUAAACCCUGAUACCAUGUCACCUAACUUUGCUCUAUUCCUCAUGGGCCUUAUCUCAACCAUCACUCUUCUCCUUCCGAUCAGCUUAGAACAUCUAAUUGAGUUUUUCAGCUUCGCUAUCUGGCUAUCAUACUUCUUUAUAUCCAUCGCUGUCCUUAUCUUACGAUACACAAAACCAGACCUCAAUCGUCCUUUCAAGGUCCAUUGGUCGCUACCAGUCUUGAUGGCUAUUCUCUCUGUUUUCUUCAUAAUUGCGCCAUUCUUCGAAUCUCAUGGUGGAAAUGAGAUCAUUGCUGCGACAGUGAUUAUCGUGGCUGGAUUAAUUGUCUACGUGCCUUUCAUCUAUUACAAAUAUCAGCCGCCGUUUAUGGAUAAAAUCACCAUCUUCGUUCAGCUCUUUUUAUGCAUCGUCAACACGGAAUAUAAACCUCCUGAAGACUUCCCAAUUAAUGAAGAUGAUCAUCAUAACUCCGAGAACCACAACCACAAUUAACUCAUUACCUAUAUGUAGGGAAAGUGACAUAAAUCGAAUGAGUAUCGAAGCUCUAUUUUGUGCUAUCAGCGAUGGUUCAAAAUUAUGAAGUCUUGCG